AUGGUAUUACCUCGUAAAAUCAAAACAAUUGGAAAUCGACAUGAAUUAAAUACUAGAAAACGUAAAACGACAAUAACGAACAGUAAUAAUAAAAAGAAAUCAAAACGACGUUUAUUAUUAAAAAAAUUAGUUCAUACAAAACGAAACAAAUUAACCAAACGUGUGGAUUUAAACGAUCCUUCAAUAAAUACUAUAACUCUACGACGAAGCCGACGUUUAAAUAAUAAACAUAAACAACCAAUUUCUCCUAUUGUAGUAAAAACAUAUCCACUACGAUCACGUUUACAACCUACAAAUAAUACUAUUCCAAUAGUCACUAAUCAUUGUUCACAUUCAAUAAAACAAGAGCAUUUAUUCUCAUCAAUGGGUCUUCGCAAUGGUAAAAUAGUCAAUCUACGUUCCUUUAUAUCGGGUUCAACAACACCUACAAAUCAGGAUAUAACAGCAUCAUCAUUGCCUUUACUUUCAUUUAAUCCUCUACCAAUUCAUCACCCAACAACACUAUCCUAUUCAUCUACAAAUACAAAUAAUAAUAAUAACAAUAAUAAUAAUAACAACAAUAAUAAUAAUAAUGAUUUGAAUUCAUUAUACUAUUAUUCGAAUAUAACUAAUCAUGCAUCAUUAGAUCCAAGUAAAUAUUUUCCUACUCGACUUGAUAUUCUUCUCGAUCGACCACCAGUUUCACGUGAAAAACAAGUUGAAUACAGAUGGAAUCAUGAAGAUCGCUCAAUGAACAUUUUUGUUAAACAUAAUGAUCCAUGUACUUUCCAUCGACAUCCUGUAGCACAAAGUACUGAUGCAGUUCGAUGUAAAAAAGCAUUCACAAGUGGUAUUCAUGUAUGGGAAAUUGAAUGGAAUACAAGACAACGUGGUACACAUGCAGUAGUUGGUGUAGGCACGUUAAGAGCUCCACUUCAUUGUCCUGGCUAUCAGGCAUUAGUCGGCAUGAAUCAAGAAUCAUGGGGAUGGGAUUUAGGUCGAAAUAAACUUUAUCAUAAAGGCAUCAAUAGUGUCUAUGCGGCAACGCAAUAUCCAUUAACAGUAGCAGGCUCAUAUAAUUUAUUAUCUCCAACAACGUCUUCAUCGUCUGCUAUGGCUGAUCCAGCUGAUGCAAUAAAUAACAAUGGCGUUGCAUAUUCAACAAAGUCCGAUGAAGGUUUUGUUGUACCCGAUAAAUUUCUUGUUAUUCUUGAUAUGGAAGAAGGAACAUUAUCAUAUAUUGUCGACGGACAAUAUCUAGGUGUAGCAUUUAGUAAUCUUAAAGAUAAAGGCGCACUUUAUCCUAUGGUAUCGUCGGUAUGGGGUCAUUGUGAAAUAACAAUGCGUUAUAUAAAUGGAUUAGAACCUGAACCACUCCAAUUAAUGGAUUCAUGCCGUCGACUGAUACGUAAACGGCUAGGACGAACUAAUUUACAUUUGAUCAAUGAAUUGCCAUUGCCUAAUUCUCUUCGAAACUAUUUGAUUUAUCAAUAG
Messenger RNA from Rotaria socialis, 1473 nucleotides. NCBI's taxonomy places the organism in Eukaryota, Metazoa, Rotifera, Eurotatoria, Philodinida, Philodinidae. The record is from the annotation of a GenBank genome assembly.